This is a messenger RNA of Aspergillus alliaceus, 1815 nucleotides long. Its product is annotated as alpha/beta hydrolase. The record is from RefSeq and is a predicted model, not a curated record. Gene Ontology annotation, cellular component: membrane. NCBI's taxonomy places the organism in Eukaryota, Fungi, Ascomycota, Eurotiomycetes, Eurotiales, Aspergillaceae. Bases 213 to 1151 code for a protein of 312 amino acids. The transcript has 4 exons. Gene Ontology annotation, molecular function: palmitoyl-(protein) hydrolase activity.
CGGCCAUGGUUUCCAGCCGGUCGAAGAGACGCCAUCAUUACCGGCCUUGGAGCUAUUGAGACCCAUUCCAAAAGCUCCGCUUUGAACGCCUAAGCUUCUCUUGACUACUUCUUCUUUACCUCUUCUGGUCGUCUAAACUACGUCGUGUCUCAGUUCUAUCGAACGCCCAAGACUGCACGUCCACCUCUACCCGUACUAAGCUGUUCACUAUAAUGUCCGAGUCUCCGCCGCCCCCACCGUCUUGGAGUAUCACCAGCAUGGCCAACAAUGCGGUUCAUUUCCUUAGGCUACCAGUGUUGGCAUCGUCUGGUUUGGCGGUUGUUGCAAGUGGUCUGUUGUAUUUUAAACAAAAUGAGCUGAUCUAUCCUCGUAAUGUCCCUACCGAUGCCCGCACCAACGUUCCCAAACCCCGACAGUUUGGGAUUACCGACUAUGAAGAUCUCCAGAUUCCUACGCCGGACGGGGAGUCAUUACAUGCCCUCUUCAUUCGCCCCUCUAACAAGGGUCUUGCUCGGGAUGUUACUAUCUUGAUGUUCCAUGGAAAUGCGGGUAAUAUUGGCCAUCGAAUUCCCAUCGCAAGGGUCCUACAAGAUAUGCUAGGAUGCAAUGUGUUUAUGGUGGAGUAUCGCGGCUACGGACUCUCGACAGGUGUCCCGGACGAGGCAGGAUUGAAAAUUGAUGCGCAAACUGGACUCGACUAUAUUCGACAGCGAGCGGAGACUAGGAACACUAAGGUUGUAGUCUAUGGGCAAAGUCUGGGAGGAGCAGUCGCGAUAAAUCUUGUUGCGGAAAACCAAGACCAGGGUGAUAUUAGGGGCCUGAUCCUUGAAAAUACCUUCUUGAGUAUCCGCAAGCUGAUUCCAAGCGUUUUCCCUCCUGCCCGAUACCUUGCUCGUUUUUGUCACCAGUAUUGGAUUAGCGAAGAGAUCCUACCUAAAAUUAACAAAAUUCCCGUUUUAUUCCUUAGCGGAUUGAAGGACGAGAUUAUACCCCCUUCAAACAUGACACAACUCUUUGCUAUUUGUCAAUCAGAACACAAAGUAUGGCGCACUUUGCCGAACGGUGGCCACAAUGACAGCGUCGCCGAACCAGGCUACUUCGAUCAUAUUCAUUCCUUUAUUAAGGAAGAAGUCGUCGAUCACGACCGAUAGAAGUUUGUUUCCUGCAUGGAUGACACGCCAUCUUACAUCAACUUCCAGUAUGCAGCUUUGGCAUCUUCUACUUUACACAACCACAUUACCUCUCCGUCUUCUAAUAUUCAGAGCUUUCCUCAUAAUGGAACUCCGGGAGUCUACUCUACGAUCCAAAGGUGACUUCAGACCUCAGUGCUGUCCUGUUACCAUAAUAGAAUUACGAUCUAGUUGUUCCGCCAAACGUCCCUCCCCUUGACUUGCCUAUUUCAGCCUCAUGUUCAUACCUCAGCCUUGCUUUUUUUGCAUUCUGCAGGCCGAUGUGUUUGCUUUAGGCUUUGAUGCAUUGUAUUCAUACGGGUUAUGUUUCGGCGAAAUUUCAUGCGCUUACGAUGUUGUCUUGUCUCUGGAUUUUAUACGGGCAUUAUAUCCUAUCCAGCUUUGAUUUUGCUGGGCGAUUGGUUUAGAAAGUUGACUGUCUGACUGUUUCCAAACUACAGGGUCUGGUCAACGGCCCCAAGAAUGCCCAAUUUGCUAUUUUCUCUGUUUAUUUGGCUUUAUUCUUUGAUACACAAUUUUUCUAGACUCUGUUGCUCUUUCUAAUAAAUCUACCUCAACCUGAAUAGGCUGCCAUUGUUUUUAUCUAUUUGAUUUAUUUUUUAAGAUUCCGCCGUAGCGGUACGGC